GCCAAAGAUGUCGGCUCGGUCAUGUGAUCAGCUGUGUCCAAUCACAACUGAUUGCGAGCUGUCACGCUGACAGCUCGAGAGGAGAGCUGAGCUGGUAAUAAUCGGCAUUCCUCAGAGGGGACAUGUACACUGAUCAUCAGGGCACUGAUGAUCAGUGUGCCCUGAUGAUCUGUGUAGCCCCAGCAGUGCCAUCUGUCAGUGACCAUCAGUGCCAGCUGUCAGUGCUCAUCCAUGCCACCUGCCAGUGCCCAUCAGUGCCACAUAUCAGUGCCUACCAGUGCACAUCAAUGCCACAUAUCAGUGCCCAUCUGAGCUGCCUUUCAGUGUCACCCAUCAGU
This is a messenger RNA of Staurois parvus, 338 nucleotides long. NCBI's taxonomy places the organism in Eukaryota, Metazoa, Chordata, Amphibia, Anura, Ranidae. The record is from the annotation of a GenBank genome assembly.